AAUCAAAAUGAAGUACAUCAUUGUGUGUCUCUGCCUGUGCCUGGCCAGCGUUGGCCACGCCCAGCCCGUGUCGGUGCCAGCGCCACUGGACGCCCAGCUGCUCACCAUCGUGGACGAGAUGACGCAGAUUGGCGAGAAUGCGGCCAAGGCGUUGGCGCAUCAGUACGAGGAGAUUGUCGUCGAGCCGCACGAGCAGCUGGAUCAGGCUGUCGAGGAGCUGGAGGCGCGCCGUCCCGAGAGUCCCGAGUGUGUGGCCGAACAGGACGAACAGAUUGGCAGCGUGCUGGAUGCUGCGCAUCAGGAGUUGCACGAAUGCGGCGUGAGCGCUGCUCACGAUUCCGCUGAGAUUGUCAGCGAUGUGAACGAGGCCACGCAACAGCUGGUCUAUGGCAGCUACGCCCUGGGUCGCACCUACAACAAGUGCCAGAGCUACAAGAACGUGGUGCUGCGUCAAUCCUGCAUGGCCAAGUUCUAUGUGCAGGGCACCGUCUUUCUGGUCAACGCACGCUCCUCGAUCAAGACCAUCCAGCAGAGCACCAACGAACGCAUUCCGGCCGUCUUCAGCGAGAGCAACUCCUGCACUCAUGUUGCCUCCGACAAAGCUGUCGCGGCUCUGGACGUGGUCGGUGCUGAUAUCGAUGCCUGCAUUGCCAAGGCUCGUCGUUAAAGGUUCAUUCGCUUGGAUCAUUUAUUCAAUAAAAACUGGUUUAUCUUGAA
Messenger RNA from Drosophila hydei, 717 nucleotides. RefSeq lists its product as uncharacterized. Bases 8 to 667 code for a protein of 219 amino acids. The transcript has a single exon. NCBI's taxonomy places the organism in Eukaryota, Metazoa, Arthropoda, Insecta, Diptera, Drosophilidae. The record is from RefSeq and is a predicted model, not a curated record.